This is a messenger RNA of Sorghum bicolor (sorghum), 2828 nucleotides long. RefSeq names its product HBS1-like protein. The coding region runs from base 470 to 2545 and encodes 691 amino acids. Lineage: Eukaryota; Viridiplantae; Streptophyta; Magnoliopsida; Poales; Poaceae. Gene Ontology annotation, biological process: translation. The transcript has 12 exons. The record is from RefSeq and is a predicted model, not a curated record. Gene Ontology annotation, molecular function: GTP binding; GTPase activity.
AUUGCGCGCACCGGUCGCGGGCUACGCCCCUUGCGCGACCCCUCCAUCUUCCUCGCAGCGCCGCUCAGGCUCGGUCCGGCGGUCCCUCAGCGCAGAUCUUCUGCUCCUUCCCCCACUCGCGCUCAGUGACGCUCAGGCUCGGUCCCUCAGAGACGGAGGGGCAGUCCUAGGCUCGGCGGCGGCGUCGGCGUCGGCGGCUUCCCCUCCCGCCUCUCUCCAGUCGCUUCCGUCCUCCGCGCACCGGCCGUCGACCCUGCGUACGCACCUCCGUCUCCCCUCCCGCCUCUGCUGUACCGUGGGACCCCGGCCAGCUGCCCAGGGUGGCCGGGCCUUGGCUCCGCCGGUGAGUCUGUAUGCUCUGGGGGUGUUUUGGUACCUGGGACGGGAGUUCAGAUGCUGGCUAGAUAAUCUGGAAGAUACAUGUGUGUCAAUCACAUAGAUAGUAAAGCUGGCCAACUGGGUGUAAGAGAUGUUUGUUCCUGUGCUAGAUAACAGGUCUGAUUUUGAGGAGCCCUUUAAAAUUUCUGGGAUGUGGCAAUGCUCCAUCUGCACGCAUGAAAAUUCUACAGAUAAUUUAUCUUGUGAGCUAUGUGGUGUACUUCGUGAUCUCUCACUGUAUUUCAAUAAUAUCAGUGAAGCCAAAGAUGGAGCUAAAUGCAGACACAAGUAUUCUGGGGUAUCCAUACUCGCAAGAUCUCUUUUUACACCAUCUAGUACAAAGUCAAAGGCUAUUGUUUUUUCUGAUGGUUUCAAAGACAGUAGAAAUACAACAGGGAAUAAGCAAGCUACCAUGGAUGCUCUACAUAAGACAUACAUGACUCGCAAAAAGCGCCACAUUAACAUAGUGCCUUUCAAGUUUGAUACACCAUCUCCAGAUGACAUGGUCGUUACAGGCUUAAAAUCAUCCAGAAACUUUAGAAAAGUUGACACAAAGGUUCUAGUUAAAGAUUCUGUUGACGUGACCGGAAAGAAGAUGAUAGAUAAUAAUAUUCUUCUAACUGAAAAGAGUACAAGUAUGGACCCAAGUGCAUCAGUACAAUUGGAUGAAGUUGGUGGAUCUAGUAGCAAUGUUCCUUCCAGUAGUCAAAAUACAACUCUUGUUUUGGACCAUAAGCUACAACAUUUGAGUUUGGAGAGCAAACCAAAGAACAGUAAACCCAAUAUUAAGAAAGCAACUUCCGUUUCACACUACAAGCCAGAACCAUGGAUGCUCGAGAGUGAAGAUCAAGAAAUCUGUAAACAGCUAAGUCUUGCCAUUGUUGGUCAUGUGGAUUCUGGGAAAUCAACUUUAUGUGGUCGAUUACGACAUGCUCUGGGAUUGAUUUCAAAAAAACAAAUGCAUAAAUAUGAGAAAGAAGCUAAAGAAAAGGGGAAAGGGUCAUUUGCAUAUGCUUGGGCUAUGGAUGAGAGCAGUGACGAGAGGGAGCGUGGCAUUACAAUGACUGUGGCUGUAGCAUACUUUAAUAGUGAAAAAUACCGUGUGGUUUUGCUUGACUCCCCUGGUCACAAGGAUUUUGUUCCUAAUAUGAUAUCUGGUGCUACACAAGCUGAUGCAGCCAUCCUAGUUGUCGAUGCAUCUAUAGGCUCAUUUGAAGCUGGCAUGGGUGUUAAUGGAAUUGGUCAGACAAAGGAACACUCACAACUUAUUAGGAGCUUUGGUGUUGAGAACUUGAUAGUUGCUGUUAAUAAGAUGGAUGUGGUGGAAUAUUCGAAGGAGCGGUUUCAGUCCAUUAAAUCACAACUUGGUAUCUUUCUUCGUUCAUGUGGGUACAAAGACUCUUCAGUCACCUGGGUUCCUUUGAGUGCAAUGGCAAAUGAAAAUUUAGUCACAGCUUCUUCAGAUUCUCGUCUUCUAUCAUGGUACAAUGGAGAUUGUCUGCUGAAAGCCAUUGACUCAUUACCUCCUCCCCAUCGUGACGUUUCAAGGCCACUGCGCCUUCCAAUAUGUGAUGUUAUUGCAUCUCACACGCUGGGUCAGGUGGCUGUUUGUGGUAAAGUAGAGUCUGGAGGGAUCCGAACUGGCUCUAAGGUACUUGUCAUGCCUUCUGGAGAUAUAGCUACAGUAAGAACCAUUGAGCGGGAUUCCUCUACUUGCAGCUUGGCUAGAGCCGGGGACAAUGUUGCCAUUGGUCUGCAUGGGAUCGACCCUGGCCAUAUUGUGUCAGGUGGAGUUCUUUGCCAUCCAGAUUUCCCCGUGCGCGUCGCUUCUCACUUGGAGCUGAAAGUUUUGGUUCUAGAAAUCACCAUGCCAAUACUGGUUGGUCUUCAGUUUGAGCUACACAUACAUCACGCGAGGGUGUCAGCGAGGUUGGUUAAAAUACUGUCGUCGUUGGACCAGAAGACUGGCAAGGCCUUAAAGAAAAUGCCACGUUUGCUCACCGCGAGGCAGGCCGCCGUGGUUGAAGUGAAGCUGGACAAAGAAGUGUGCGUGGAAGAAUUCUCGACGCUGAAGGCCCUUGGGCGGGUGUUCCUGCGGUCUCAGGGUAACACCGUUGCAGUGGGCAUUGUGACUCGAAUUCUGGAUCAGGAUUUGAACCUCGAUUAACCAGACGUCUCAUGUACACGAUGUGUCUGUUAUGUUGCUGAGCUAGUCAGUAGAUGUGUAUAUAUGUUUAUGUAGCUUGGGCUAAGGGUUGUUUUGUCGUGCAGCAGCUACACGCGGCUGCAAUGCCUGCAUUAACAGACGGCACUAACUUGAAUUUUAUUUUACUUUUUAAAAACAAUCGUGACGUCAGACUAAUACCUGUGACGGGUCAUUUUAACAAAUCUGGCUGAGCCAUGGGUGGUCACCUUUCUAUGUUGUAUAUAUCCCUUUCCUAAUUUUAUCA